ACAUCCGGUCCUUAUUCAAAUUCCAUACAGUAGCCAAUCAGAGUUCAGAGCGAGCCAUUACAUCUGACAACACCAACCUCGCUCAACGGAGAAUCGGUAGACUACUUUUCAUUUUGAAAUUUUUUCCAAACGAGCGCGGUUAGUUAACCGUGGAUCUCCUUCCUCGUCGACCUAUGGUUGUAUAUUCACGUGCUGUUUCGUAGGGCUGUUAACGCCAUAUCGCAGUCAGUUGAAUUAGAGAAAUGAAGUGAUUUAUGGCUGUUUUGAAGUCUGAAGCGUGCAUUUUGGCUUCGAGAAGAUAAUGGGUGCGUAAAAAAUAGUGGAAUUUUUUUAAUGUUCAUGUUCAGUUGCAGAUCCUCUUGUUGAAACCAAGCGAGGUUUGACACCCAUGCAGCUAUGGGUGUAAUUGAUCCUUGUACACAGCAGUUUUUCAAACUGAAAAUGGUUCUAGUGCUGUUGAACAUGCUGCUACAGGCAAGUGCAGCAGAUGCUUAUUCUAGCCUUGUGAAAGAUCUUUUUUCAUCCAUAUCCUUUACUUCUGACAGUGCAAGAAGCCAUUCUGGGAGAUUGAAUCUGCGCCUUCGGUGUGUGGUAAGUGCACGAAUUCCUGUGCUUUCUAAUUUCGCUAAUUCUUAGAUGGUAAAUUAAAAGAAUACUCUUUCUUUUUGAUACAGAUUCGUUUAGAAACAUUCAUUUGAGGACAUAGUAUAUUUCUUAACAUCAUUUUUUGCUUUUCAGAUCCUCUUCCAGAGAUGUUUCUGAAGCAUGCAUAUUAGACCCUACAAGUUUGACCCUAAGGGGUUAUAAAUUAAUGUUCACUUUGAGGAGUCAGAACUCAGAGAGAUAUAUUUCAAAGAAUUAUUGUUAUAUGCAGUGAAUAACUUGCUUCAUGUUGCA
Gryllus bimaculatus (two-spotted cricket) is the source of this 897-nucleotide messenger RNA. The record is from the annotation of a GenBank genome assembly. Lineage: Eukaryota; Metazoa; Arthropoda; Insecta; Orthoptera; Gryllidae.